Messenger RNA from Amaranthus tricolor (Joseph's coat), 2207 nucleotides. RefSeq lists its product as uncharacterized. Gene Ontology annotation, cellular component: Golgi apparatus. Bases 276 to 1946 code for a protein of 556 amino acids. The transcript has a single exon. Lineage: Eukaryota; Viridiplantae; Streptophyta; Magnoliopsida; Caryophyllales; Amaranthaceae. The record is from RefSeq and is a predicted model, not a curated record.
UAAAGCUUAUUAACCCAAAACCAAUUCGGUAGUAGUUGAUUGAUUUCUACUCGACUGUGUUGGUUGGACUCUGGAGAAGGAGCAUAUAACUUUUCAAGCUUCCAUUUCUCUGUAAGUUCAUGUUCUCACUUUCUACAUUCUCCUUCUUCAAUCUAGAUCCACUUUUCUCACCUACACAUACUCAAAAACCCAAUCAUUUCAAUUUCCCAAUUCUCAAUUCCCCAUCUUUUUACCCAAAUCAAUUGUUUUUUCCAUCUGGGUAUUAAAUUUAAAGGAUGAAGGAACCUCUAAAUCCAGCAGAACCAAUUGGGCAAAACAUAAUCAAACUAAUUAGUAAUGUAUGUUUUUCUGUCUUUGUAUUUGCCGUUUUAAUCAUCACUGUUAUUGCAAUCACAUACCAACCUCCAGAUCCAUGGCUGCAAUCUGCUCCUGCUCUUACUAAGCUUUUUACCCAGGUAGAAAAUUCUACUUUUAAAGAUGAUUCUUCUGUUCUUAAAACUGGUGAGGAUUUAGUUUUAUCCCCUGCACUUGCUCCUUCUGUUUCUAACCCUAUUACUGAAAUUGGGAUUACCACUUUUGAGAAGAAUCUUACUCUAAAUUCAACCCUUAGCCCAUCUGUUUGUGCUGAGGAUCUUACUGUCGUUAAUUGUUCGGAUCCUCGAGUUUUGAUUGCUAUUGAGCGUUUUAAUUUGAGGCGUUUUAAGUCCAUUGUGUUCUUGGAGUAUGCUAAACCUGUUAAUGGGUCUAAAUCUAAUGAAUGUGAUGUAGCUUGGAAGUUUAGGAAUAGGAAGGAGAAAUCUUGGAGGAAAUACAGGGAUUUUCGUCGUUUUAGGAUUGGGGUUGGGGAUGAUUGUGCUUAUAAGGUUGUUGGUGCUAAUGGGUGGCAUUCUGGUGUAAAUGCUAGACGCCCUAGGCCGAUGCGUAUGAAUGGGAACAAUCGAAAUCCAAAGGUUGUCGCUGCUUCGUUUCGUGAUAAUGAGAUUAAUGAUACUAUACCCAAGAUUAGUUCUGAUAAUGCUUUUAGGAGAGGGAGGUACUUGUAUUAUUCGCGCGGUGGGGAUUAUUGUAAAGGGAUGAAUCAUUAUGUGUGGAGUUUCUUGUGUGCCUUAGGGGAAGCGCGGUAUUUGAACCGGACUUUUGUGAUGGAUAUGAGUGUUUGUUUGGCGUCACAGUAUAACCCUAGUGGCAAGGAUGAGGAGGGUAAGGAUUUUAGGUUUUAUUUCGACUUUGAGCAUUUAAAAGAGGAGGCUUCGAUUGUGGAGGAGCGAGAAUUCCUUCGGGAUUGGAAAAGAUGGGACAAAACCCAUAAGAGGAAGAUUCCGGUGAGGAAGGUUAUGAGCUAUAAGACCACACCGAUGCAACUAAAGAAGGAAAAAAGCAGCAUUAUUUGGAGGCAUUUUGAUGCUCCUGAACCCGAUAAUUAUUGGUACCGGGUGUGUGAAGGACAAGCGGCAAAUUACAUUCAAAGACCAUGGCAUAAACUUUGGAAAUCGAAGAGACUUAUGAAUAUAGUUUCGGAAAUUAGUGGGAAAAUGGAUUGGGAUUUUGAUGCGGUACAUGUGGUUCGAGGAGAAAAGGCGCAGAACAAGCAACUCUGGCCCCACCUGGAUGCGGAUACAUCUCCCGAAGCUAUUGUCUCAAAGCUUCAAGGCGUAAUACAGCCUUGGAGAAACUUGUAUAUUGCCACGAACGAGCCUUUCUAUAACUAUUUCGAUAAAUUGAGGUCGCACUAUAAGGUGCAUCUGUUGGAUGAUUAUAAGGAGUUGUGGGGAAACACAAGUGAUUGGUAUAAUGAGACUACUGCUUUGAAUGGUGGUCGACCAGUCGAUUUUGAUGGAUAUAUGAGAGUUGAAGUAGAUACCGAAGUUUUUUUCAGAGCGAAGACACGGGUAGAAACGUUCUACAACUUGACUAGUGACUGCAAGGAUGGCAUCAAUACAUGUUGAUCAGAUUUGGAUGGCGUUCGUUAAAAGCUUACAUAAAGAUGAUCUUGCAGUAUGUUGUUCAUACCCUUGUUUAUUAGCAUCAUAUCAUUCUAUGAUUAUCAUUUUGAUACCUUUUAAAUCUCAACCGUGAUUUGAUAUAGCCAUUAGAUGAUGUAUUCUUCUUCGAUUGUUUGAGUUAAUUUUUGCACUAUAUUGUAAAAUUUGUGCUGUUAUAGAUGUCUUUGUAUCAAAUACAAAAAGGCUGGUAAUACCUUAUUUGCA